This is a messenger RNA of Folsomia candida, 4915 nucleotides long. It is a transcript of the gene Gp210, whose product is annotated as nuclear pore membrane glycoprotein 210. Gene Ontology annotation, cellular component: nuclear pore. The record is from RefSeq and is a predicted model, not a curated record. Lineage: Eukaryota; Metazoa; Arthropoda; Collembola; Entomobryomorpha; Isotomidae. The transcript has 15 exons. The coding region runs from base 125 to 4384 and encodes 1419 amino acids.
CGUUCUGCUUUGUGCACCACCGGUUCUCGCUCCAUAAAUAUUAAUUUCAUAAAUUUGAUUGACUUUAAUUUAACCAAUAAUUAAAUUAAACAUUAGGUGUGCAUAUCGUUAAAUAGAGUGAAAGAUGGGGACGUUUCACAAGAUAAGUGUUAGUGUGGCCACGCUUAUCUUACUUUUGACUUUUAGUGGAAUUGUUCAUGGACACGUGAAGUUGAACGUGCCUCGAGUUCGGCUACCCUAUUUUGAAACGAUUAGUAUAAAUUUUACUUUAAAAGUGGACUCGCCAGGAUGUUAUGCUUGGUCCAUCAGUAGAACUGAUGUCGUAACAAUCACCACGUCGUCCUCUUCUCCAUCAUCGUACAGUGACUACGACGGGACGCAAUGUUCCGACUCUGCCGUGAUAAGCACCAUCCCACGGGUGUCAUCUUGCUGUCCCGCGACAGCAAUCAUCUUUGCAGAGGACGUCGCCACGAAGGAGACGGUUCGUUGCGAUGUCAUCGUCGACAAGAUCUCCGGCAUCCAGAUUCUCACGACCACGAAGGAGCUUCAUCUUGAAGAGGCACCGUCCAAGUUUCACAUUCAGGGAUACGGCAGCAAAGAUAACGAGCUUAGUACAUUGGACGGCGUCCCAUUUACCUGGCUCUUAGAGUCUGCAAAGCAGAAAGAGACCUCCACCCUGAUCGACCCCCAAAGCAUUAUGAGAUUCAUCCCCUUUUCUGAAUCCCCUUAUAAAGCGACCCCCGGUGUUGCGGCGUUGGAGGCUAAACGCAUGCAAGGUGACACUGUCCUUUUGGAAGGAAUUAAGACAGGUUCAGCGGAAGUGAUUGUUCGAAUUAACGAUCCUCUCUACAAGGGCCUGGAAGCACGCGCUCGGAUCAUCGUGGUGGCAUCUCUACUUCUCGAACCAAGUGAGGCCUACGUCAUUCCAGGCACGAUCCUCCCUGUUACUUUGUGGCAGAUCAAGCACGGGAAAAAGUUUCAAAUCCGCCUCCCCUCUUCCGUCUACAUCUUUUCGGUGGAGAAUGAGGAUGCCAUCUCGUACGACCGCACGUCCUCCCAACUCACAGCCCUCAACUAUGGUGAAGCCAAAAUCAAUGUCAUGGACAAAAACUGGAUCGACGAGUUGGAGGAACACUCGGAAGCUUUGACAGCUAAGAUUCACGUCACAGAGCCGAAAUAUUUAUCUCUAUCCGUGUUUCCGUAUAAAAAUUGGGCUCUGGUUAUGGGGAAUGUGUAUGAGGUGCAGGUCGACGUGUACAAUGUAGAGAAUCAGAAAAUUUUCGUUGGAGAUAAUUGUUUCGUAUCCACAAUUUUUGAUCCGAAAUACUUCCGUGUGGACUACUCUUCACCCAACGGCACGUACCACAUCGGUGUCCCCAUCAAACUAGGUUCGUCUUACGUGACGGCCGAGCUGCAGAAAAUCGUCUUGGCUGACGGAACAGAGAGAAAGUUUAGCCCUCAGCCCAGAGUAAAGACGGAGAUGGAAAUCUUUCAAAAUGUCGCCAUCAAUCCGAAAGAGACUGUUCUGCCCUGGGAUCCGAAUGUCAUGCCGAAAUAUGAGCUCCGUUGGAAUCCUUCUGGUGGAAACGGAAAUUACGUUUGGACCUCGUCUAACACCUCUGUCGUUACUGUCUCGCAAUCCGCCACUGGUCGCACCGAGUGGUUCGGCUCCGCCAAUGUCACCGUGUCCACGACAGUCAAUGUGAACAUGAGGAAUGUCGCUCGGGUUCAUGUCCUUCCUCCAACCAGAAUGGAAAUCGUAGAGCAUAUCGUAGAGGCCGAGAUCGGAACCGCAAUCCAAGUUCCACUCGCAUUUUACACAAUUCGACCAAAUGAUCCGAACAGGACAGAGGUUCCUUAUUCAUCAUGUUCCCAACUUCCGAUCAGAGUGGAGGUGGAAGACCCCAACUUCGUGUACGAUGCCAAAACACAUUAUCCAAACUUGAAGCCUGCUUGCGUCGUGUUGCCAAUUAUGGGAAAUGCACUUGGUUCUUCCCGAGUCACGGCGAUGUAUUCCGUUGGGGACAAGUAUUUUGAGGACUCUGUGAUCGUAUCGACUUUUAAACCCUUACAGACAACCGAACCAGAAAACGACCUCGUCGUAUUGGCUGUAGGAUCAAGUAAGGAACUUGUUUUUGAGGGAGGUCCGCGUCCACUGCUAGAGAAACAUUCCGGGUUUCAGAAAUCUUUGGAAAUUUUGAACCAAACGGUUGCCUCGCACCGUGCGUUGAAGUCUAUGACGGGCUUGAAGGAUGACGUCUACAUAUUUGAAGUAGUCUGUAAAGAAAUAGGUGACACAGACGCAGUCUUCCAGAUUGGAAAUACAAAGGUUUCGGAAUACUCGCAACCCAUCGUGCGGAUAAAAGUGGUACAAGUAAUUUGUGCCGAACCUGCUCAAAUGUAUUUCAAGGUGGAGUCCUCGCUCAAAUCAAAAUGUCCGAAUGACGGAUCAUCUGCACAAGUUGUUCGUGUCGCCAUUCCGAAUUAUGAAUCCACCUUGGUGUCUGUCGUCGUCAAGGACAAGGAGGGAAGGAAAUUUGACAACGUGACGAGCCUACGAAUCAAUUGGUUCUCGACACCGGCCCAGAUUGGAUUCGCCACGCCGUCGUACGCAGUCACUGAACCCAUACAUACCGCCUUAGGAUAUGUUGACACCGGGAAAGGACUGCAAAAUCUGUUGCCCAACAAAUUUUCUGGAAAUGUCGAAGUGACCGCUAAAGUCGUGGGGUAUCGGAAUGAAGUUCUUUCCCACUACAAAAUCAAGCCUCGCACUUUGGCUGCCACGACUGAGGAUGAAUUAUACGAAUUACAACACUCAAUGGAUCUGACCCUAGUUUCGGACGUGACCGUGUCGCCUUCGGCGUCCGUAUCGUUGUUUAACCAUCCAUCUAGCACGGCAACCGUAAAGGUGGCCGACGGUUCCGGCUAUUUCGAACUUGACACCCGAGGCUCCAACAAGAUCAAUGUUACAUAUAACGAACUGACUAAAACGAUGCAGAUCCGUCCUCUUCGACAAGGCAAAGCCUCCAUCCUCCUCAAAGACCUAUGCGUUUCGACCAAGAGAGAAACGGUCGUGGAUGUCGAAGUCACUGGAAUUGGAAAGAUAGAAGUCAUCACAGAAAAUAAAGUUCCUGUCGACGGGGAGAGAAUCUUGACCGUGUCGCUGCUCGACCACGCUGGGAAAUCGUUGCCUGGAGAAAUCAUAAAGUUGGCCCAACUGUCUUUGAAACCGAUGGCGCUUGAUGUUCUAGAUGUGAAACCAAUCCUACAAGGAGAUCGGGUACCGGCGGCGGCAAAGAUUCAGUACAAAAUCCUGGGCAAAAGGGUUGGUUGGGCGGAAAUCGUGUUCACUGCAGAAGAGGGGACAAUUCUCUCGGAUGUGAAGAAGAUUGACGUUUUUCCUCCGUUGAAGCUAAGCCCCAAAAAAGUUAUGAUUCUGCCCGGGAAUUUGGUCCAAGUGGUUGCCAAUGGCGGACCGAGCGAUUCGGAUAUUGUGUUCUCAACUAGUCCAGAGUCUAAAAGUAUCGUCUCUGUCGUUUCUGGUGACGGUGUGACUGGCAGCAUGAAAGCCUUGGCCCUAGGACAGGCCACCAUCACGGGUCGAGCAGUAGACCCCGCGACACGAAAAGCAUACUCGGAAGACACCGUUGAAGUGAAGGUCGUUCCAUUGACAGGACUCAAGGUCGUGGCGCCGCUCACCUAUCUCUACGAAGAUGAAAAGAUGCCCGUCUGGUUUAAAGGGAUCUCAGGAAGAAAUGAAAUUUUGCCAGACCUGCUCGUCUCUGCUGCCCCAUCCCUAACGAGUGUCGAGUGGAUCGUGAGCAGCGGCGAUAACGCGGAGAUUAUAGAAGUUUUUGAGCCUUCUAUGAGUUCAGUCUGGAUCGGAAAAGACAUUCGAGUACAACUACAUGCUCUCAAGGCGGGCAAUAUCACUCUUCAAGCUGUCGGAUAUUACAAUGGGAAUUACAUCUUCUCGCAAAAGCUUGAGAUUGAUAUCCGAAUAUAUCCCUACGGUUCAUCUUCCGAGUCGGGAAACAAUUUAAAUUUAUGGGUACUCUUCAGGACGGCCAUGACUGGUGCAUGGUAUUGGUUUUUCUUGCCAGCUAUAAUAAUGUCUAGCGUUCUGCUGGGAUCAAUUGCUUAUAACAUGUACAUUUAUGGAGAUGGUGGGAAUCGAAACACCAAAGUGGACACGUCCCUCUUCAUAAGUAGCCCAGUUUUCUCCUCACCUACGAGAUAUACUCCCAGUCCGCAGUCGUCGUCGCCCAAUCAGUCGCAGUCAUACACGCCUACGAGGAGUUCGACAUGUGGAGGAGGAUCAACAAGUACUGGAUUCUCGCCAAAUCAUAGGAGAUUAUUUUCUGCAGAUGAUAGCAGAAUGUAGUGCAGGGAGGAAAAUUAUUGUUAUAAGUGAACUUCGUAAAAAAUAUUAAUAUUUUUUACCAAACGAAAACCUAGACUGGAUUUAUGACGAUUAAUUUAAGAACUGCCAAACUGCUUACUUGUUACCAUUCAUUUACUUGAAUCGUUGUUAUAAGUUAGACUGUCAAGUACUUUUUGAAACUCAAUUAUUGUUAUUUAUUUACAUACUUUAUAAUCAUUUUUUGUUGUAUUUUUAGUAAUUAUUUUCUUUUGUGAAAUAUGUCUUACUAUUAGUUUUACUUUAAUUAAUUGUAAGGAGAUUUUUUGUCAAGGUAUUACUUAUGCAUUUCUAAAUUAAGAGUAUUUAUUUAUGGAGGAAGAUACCUGUUAUGGACCUUCCUCGUUGUGUGAUAUCUUCUCAAGUCGGCUCCUCAACUCAACGGUUAAUUAAGUGAAAUAGGUAAUUUUGUGUAAUUAAUUAAGAUCUAAGAUGAUACUUAAAAUGAAAACGAUCUGUGACGAGCAAUAAAAUUGGAAGAAAUGACUGAUAAAA